AUGUAUCUUUAGGCUGCACUGAGGACCCGGAUAGCUGACUGGAAGGGGGUUCUUUCCCCACCCGCGGCGCCAUGUACUGCUUACAAUGGCUUCUCCCCGUGCUGCUGAUCCCCAAGCCCCUGAACCCGGCGCUCUGGUUCAGCCACUCGGUUUUCAUGGGCUUCUAUCUGCUGAGCUUCUUGCUGGAGAGGAAGCCGUGCACCAUCUGCGCCCUGGUCUUCCUCGGCGCCCUCUUCCUCAUCUGCUACAGCUGCUGGGGUAACUGCUUCUUGUACCACUGUGGUGCCAACCAGUUGCCCGACUCUGCUCAUGACCCCGCCGUCGUGGGCACGUAGACGGACUGAAGAACCACCUGAGGACUGCUUACUGCUGAGUCCCGCGGAAUGCUGCUUUCUUUCAGGGAACCGUGCGCCUCCAAGACAAAAUGGGGUCAACAAGGACUUUAUCUCCAGCUCAGAAGAGAAGACGGUUCUACGGGUUGGCAGCGCAUCGGAUCCCUGCGGCCACCUUACGUUCCCUGCUUCUCGACAGACUUUGGCACUACCUGGACACAACGGCACCAGUCCGUGGCAUGGGGGCUUUUAAAUGUCUAUCUUGGAGUCGUCUUCUGCCCUUCUUGUUGGUAUGUUUAUUCUUCUUCGCUUCUCUGCCCCCUCCCAUGCAGACGUAUAACGGGAGACCCAUCGUGACAUAUUUGUGGGAGCUUCAUGCACCUAAGAAGCCCUCCCGCCGCCCGUAUUGCUGUCCUCAUCUAUUACAGAAAGAAAGAGACGCUCCUGGGAAGCGGAGGGUUAAGACUCGGCUGAAUGGCCAGUCCCAUGGUCUCACGGUAGACGCCAGACCCGGUGAUAAUCCCAACUUGAUUCUUUUAUCCUCUGUGUGUUGGAAAUAAAUCUGAAUAAAGCUGUUUGUUAUACCAACUAAA
Messenger RNA from Spea bombifrons (plains spadefoot toad), 925 nucleotides. RefSeq names its product BLCAP apoptosis inducing factor (gene BLCAP). NCBI's taxonomy places the organism in Eukaryota, Metazoa, Chordata, Amphibia, Anura, Pelobatidae. Bases 72 to 335 code for a protein of 87 amino acids. The transcript has a single exon. The record is from RefSeq and is a predicted model, not a curated record.